This is a messenger RNA of Spirodela intermedia, 438 nucleotides long. The record is from the annotation of a GenBank genome assembly. Lineage: Eukaryota; Viridiplantae; Streptophyta; Magnoliopsida; Alismatales; Araceae.
AUGACAAUUCUCGGUUGUAUAAAUCUAGACAUUACCUUAAGAGAAGAUCAUCCUAUAAACUCUCAUGAGAAUAAGUGAAAUGCAGAUAAGUGAAACCGAUCUAAUUGCAUGAGUCUUAUGAUCAUGAAACAUGCUAUUUUAGAAGCCUUCAUGGGCACUUUGUUUGAAGAGACAAUUACAACAAAAAAUUUCUUUAAAAAACAUGAGAAAAAGUUUACUAAGAAUGAUGCAGUCGAAAGAAUGAUUUUAGCAAAACUUCUCUCUUUAAAGUAUCAAGGCAAGGAAAGUAUAAAAAAGUAUAUUCUUGAGAUGUUUCAUGUUAUAUCAAAACUAAAGGCACUAAAGUUAGAGCUAUCAAAAUAUUUGUUCAUGCACUUAGUUUUGAUUUAUUUUCCUACACAAUUUAGUCAAUUUAAGGUAAGUUAUAAUUGUCAAUAA